CUGCCCCCGGAAGUGACGCUAAGGCCUCCCUCCCCUGAGGAAGUGACGGCGGGCGUGCCCUUGACGGGCGGGGAGGGCUGCGCUGGGCGUCCCUCCGUUCGUGCUGCAGGGAGAUGGCUCAGCGACUUCUGCUGAGGAGGUUCCUGGCCUCUGUCAUCUCCAGGGAGCCCCCUCAGGGUCAGUGGAUACCCCUCACCUCCAGGGUUCUGCAGACCCCACAGUGCAGUCCCAAUAGCCUGACAGUAAUACCCAGCCCAGCCCGGACAAUAUACACCACCAGAGUCUGUACAACAACCUUUAACGUUCAAGAUGGACCUGACUUUCAAGACCGAGUUGUCAACAGUGAGACGCCAGUGGUUGUGGAUUUCCACGCACAGUGGUGUGGCCCCUGCAAGAUCCUGGGGCCAAGGUUGGAGAAGAUGGUGGCCAAACAGCACGGGAAGGUGGUGAUGGCCAAGGUGGAUAUUGACGACCACACAGACCUCGCCAUCGAGUAUGAGGUGUCAGCUGUGCCUACCGUACUGGCCAUCAAGAAUGGGGAUGUGGUAGACAAGUUUGUGGGCAUCAAGGACGAGGACCAACUGGAGGCCUUCUUGAAGAAGCUGAUUGGCUGACAAGGAGGGAAGGAUCCUGAUUGCCCCUGUCCACCUGGGACCCCAGUAGAACUCACAGCCCUUCUCUGCAAGCCCUUCCUGCCUCCUUUCUUCUGUCUGGGCCCUGUGGGAUCCUGCUUUGGAGACCAGCCUCCAAACGUGGGAGCCACUAGUGCUUCUGCACUGGCUGACUGCCCAGGGUGGCCAUCGGAGGAACAGUGCUGCUGCUGACCUGGGACAGCGUUUUUCCUCCCACUGCCCUUUUGUCUGCUCCUUCUAGGGCUCGUUGCUGUUCUCGCAAGAUGCCUGGAGAGAGCCCAGGCCCACCUGCAGGUGUCACUGCUUGGGCAGCCACACAUUGGUCCCUGGUCUUUUCUGAUCUGAACCCCGUGCCCAGCUCUUCUGCCUCCUGCAUUUUUCCUUCCUGCUGCUGUUUUAUAAAAAGAAAAAAAAGAAAUCCCAAUAAGUGAGAGUAAUAUAUAAUUCUCUCAUUCUUUGUAGGUCUGUAAUAAAGAACUUUAUGUGUUCCUUUCUA
Galeopterus variegatus (Sunda flying lemur) is the source of this 1128-nucleotide messenger RNA. Its product is annotated as thioredoxin, mitochondrial. Gene Ontology annotation, molecular function: protein-disulfide reductase activity. The transcript has 4 exons. NCBI's taxonomy places the organism in Eukaryota, Metazoa, Chordata, Mammalia, Dermoptera, Cynocephalidae. Gene Ontology annotation, cellular component: mitochondrion. The record is from RefSeq and is a predicted model, not a curated record. Gene Ontology annotation, biological process: cell redox homeostasis. The coding region runs from base 114 to 614 and encodes 166 amino acids.